AUGUUCUCAUACUAUGUUGGUGACUUACACAAAGCUGUGACAGAGGAGAUUUUACUACUGUUUUUUUCUCAGUUUAGCUCGGUUGAUUCAGUGAGGGUAUGCGUGGAUACAUUCACCAGUUUAUCUAAAGGAUACGGCUACGUAAACUUUACAAACCAAAUCGAGGCGGAAGCGGCCAUCAAAUUACUCAACUAUACCUGCCUCAUGGGCCAAGAGAUUCGUAUAAUGCCCGCAAUUCAUGAUAAGAAUAAACGAGAGGCAACCGGCUGUAACCUCUUCAUAUCAAACCUACCGUCAAGUUUUACUUCACGGAAACUAUUCGAAUAUUUUUCUCAUCAUGGUGAUAUUCUUACCUGCAAGUUUGAUGAGAAAAAACGUCAUGGGUUUGUUAGCUAUUCGGACCCCCAAGUAGCGCAGAGAGUCAUAGGGAGGUGUAACGGGGUCGAGAUUGAGGGACAUCAAGUAUACGUGGGAACCCAUGUUCAGAAAGCAAAGAGGAUUAGCACAACACGGACUCACUUUUCCAAGGAAAGGGGAGACGAGCCCAAAGUGUUUGUGAAGAAUCUUCCCUUGGAUGUCAGUGAGACUACGUUGAGGAGAGUGUUUGGGUCGUUUGGGGAUAUUCGGACAAUUCAUUUCCAUCCAGUACCUAAGUUCAAUGCUUGUUGGGCACUUGUUGUAUAUAGCGAGGCUACUUCAGCCGAAG
This is a messenger RNA of Babjeviella inositovora NRRL Y-12698, 706 nucleotides long. Its product is annotated as RNA-binding protein. The annotation marks the transcript as partial. Lineage: Eukaryota; Fungi; Ascomycota; Pichiomycetes; Serinales. The record is from RefSeq and is a predicted model, not a curated record. Gene Ontology annotation, molecular function: RNA binding. The transcript has a single exon. Gene Ontology annotation, cellular component: ribonucleoprotein complex.